This is a messenger RNA of Mugil cephalus (flathead mullet), 4604 nucleotides long. RefSeq names its product leucine-rich repeat containing G protein-coupled receptor 4 (gene lgr4). Gene Ontology annotation, molecular function: protein binding; G protein-coupled receptor activity. The record is from RefSeq and is a predicted model, not a curated record. Gene Ontology annotation, cellular component: membrane. Lineage: Eukaryota; Metazoa; Chordata; Actinopteri; Mugiliformes; Mugilidae. Gene Ontology annotation, biological process: G protein-coupled receptor signaling pathway. The transcript is spliced from 18 exons. The coding region runs from base 713 to 3688 and encodes 991 amino acids.
GCUGUUCCGUGCCGGGCCGGGCCCAGUGCUGCUGCAGGUUGUCCGGUAGGGUGCCUGCCGAGCUGCAAGCAUGCUUGUUGAUGUCAGGAGCAGAGAGAGAGGAGGGGAACGUGAGGAAUGGCUGAAAGCUGACGGUGAGCUCCUGCAAGGAAACGAAAAAAAAAAAAAGAGAAAGAAGAAGAAACACCGCGAUUUUCCGGCGUGUGGCUUGAGCUCGAUGUCUUAACCGGUCAUUAGCGACGCAUUUAUUAUUAUUAUUAUCACUAUUAUUUUAAUGGGACAGCGAAAACGCAAAAAAACGCAAGGUAGGCUGCCGCUCCUGUCGCUGCUACUUUAUUUUCACGGACUGAGAAAAAAAACGACAACACGGUGUUGAGAAAUGUUUCGCAGCAAGGUGAACGGCUCGUCCUCGACGGUGGUGGUGCUGCUGGUGCUGCUGGUGCUGGUGGCGGUAGCGUUUUAAGCCUUGCUCCGGACUCCCCGAGCUCCAGGCUCCGGACUCCCCGAGCUCCAGGCUCCGGGCUCCGGUCGCGCUAGCCCCCGGCCGGGCUCCACCGAACCAAGCCACAUGAGAAGCCGACGUCCGGAGUGAGAUUCAGCCCACAAACAAAAGCCACCCUCCCCUUCCUCUCCUUACCUAUUUUUUCCUCUUUUUUUUUAAUUUUUAUGUAUUUAUUAUUUUUUGUACUCGCUUAAAAGGACAAAAAAGAAAAUGCGUUCGGGUUUGUUUUGGAUGUGCUUGUGGUGUUUCCUUCGUCCCGUCGCCGCCGGUCAAGGGCAGUCGACGGCCGUGUGCUCGCCCUCAUGCAGCUGCGAUGAAGAUGGGGGUGCAGACUGCUCCGGGAGGGGACUGACCACCGUCCCGUCCGGGCUCGGUACUUUCACCUACUACCUUGACCUGAGCAUGAACAACAUCACCGAGCUCCCUGCAUACGUAUUCAAGAACUUCCCGUAUCUGGAGGAACUACGACUUGCAGGGAAUGACCUGUCAUUCAUCCACCCUGAAGCCAUGUCUGGACUGCAUCAGCUCAAAGUCCUGAUGCUCCAGAAUAAUCAGCUGAAGACUGUUCCCAGCGCGGCACUGAAGAACCUUCACUCUCUGCAGUCUCUCCGCCUGGACGCCAACCACAUAACGACGGUACCAGACGACAGCUUCGAAGGCCUCCAGCAGCUGCGCCACCUCUGGCUGGACGACAACAACCUGACGGAGGUCCCCAUCCGCUCUCUGACGUACCAGGCCAACCUUCAGGCCCUGACGCUGGCGCUCAACCGCAUCCCGUACAUACCAGACAACGCCUUCGCAAACCUCACCAGUCUAGUUGUGCUGCAUCUUCACAAUAACAGAAUCAAGGAGAUAGGAGACAACUGUUUCUCCGGCCUCGUGAACCUGGAGACGCUAGAUCUUAACUUCAACAACCUGAUGGUUUUUCCCAAAGCAAUCGAGGCCCUGCCCAAACUGAAGGAACUGGGGUUCCACAGCAACGACAUCGCCUCCAUACCUGAAGGGGCCUUCCAUAACAACCCGCUGCUGCGAACCAUACAUCUUUAUGACAACCCUCUGUCCUUCGUGGGUGCUUCAGCUUUCCAGAAUCUGUCUGACCUGCACUCCCUGAUGUUGCGUGGGGCCAGUAUGAUGCAGGACUUCCCCAUCCUCACAUGGACUAAUAACCUGGAGAGUCUGACUUUGUCGGGAACCAAGAUCUCGUCGGUGCCCAGUGAUCUCUGCGACGACCUCAAGCUGCUCCGGACGCUGGAUCUGUCCUAUAACGAGAUCCAGCAGCUCCCCUCCCUCCAGGGCUGCAUCCGGCUUCAGGAGAUAAGCUUCCAGCACAACCACAUCCAGCAGAUCGACAGGGACACGUUCCAGGGUCUCUCUGCUCUCCGUUUACUAGACCUGAGCAGAAAUCAGAUCCGAGUCAUCCACAGAGAUGCUUUCCUCACCCUCACUGCUCUCACCAACCUCGAUCUGAGCAUGAACUCUCUGACUGUGAUCCCAACGACCGGACUGAGCGCGCUCAGUCAGCUGAAACUCUCAGGGAACCCGCAGAUGAAAAAUGUGCUGACCGCGAAAAACCUGCCCAAACUCAGGUCCAUCUCUGUCCCGUACGCCUACCAGUGCUGUGCGUUCGUGGGUUGUGAGUCCGUGACGAGUUCCUCGGAGGAAAGCGACUUGAAGAAAUCUGCAGGUGGAGAGGACGUGGAACGUAUCUCCAUGAUCAUGCAUUGUUCUCCUUCCCCAGGAGCCUUCAAGCCGUGCGAGCACCUCCUGGGCAACUGGAUGAUCCGUCUGACCGUGUGGUUCAUCUGCCUGGUGUCGCUGGUGUUUAACAGCCUGGUGCUGGUGGCCACCUUCGCCCCCGGGCACCGGGCGUCCGGCCACUCGCACUCUCCUCUGAGCCUGAGUCCGGCUCUGUCCCCGGCCAGGCUGCUGAUGGGGCUGCUGGCUCUGGCCAACCUGCUGACGGGCCUGUACGUCGGGGUCCUGUCGGCGCUCGACGUCGCCACCUGGGGCUCCUUCGCCGAGUUCGGCGUGUGGUGGGAGAUGGGCCCCGGCUGCCGGGUCACGGGCGCCCUGGCCGUCUUCUCGUCCGAGUGGUCGGUGCUGCUGCUGUCGCUGGCGGCCGUGGAGCGCAGCGUGGCCGUGCGCGUGAUCCUCGGGAAGGUGAUGAUGUCGCCCAGGAGGAACGUUGGCGGCGGCGGCGGCCAUCGCGGAUGCCUGAGGGGAGACCGGCGCUUCAGCCUGGCCGCGGGGCUGCUGGGGCUGCUGGCCGCCGCCGGGGCCUGCCUGUCCCUCCUGACGUCCAGCGAGCAGUCCUCGUCCCCCCUCUGCCUGCCGUUCGCCGGCGGGGAGAGCCCGGCCCUGAGCGUCACCGUCAUCCUGGUGCUGCUCAACGCCCUGGCCUACGUGUUCACCGCCGCCGUCUACAUCCAGCUGUACUGCCACCUGGGGAGGGUGGAGCUGGCCGACCCGGAGCAGACCUCGGCCCUGCGACACGUGGCCUGGCUCAUCUUCACCAACUGCAUCUUCUUCUGCCCCGUGGCGGCCUUCUCCUUCGCCCCCCUCCUCACCGGCUCCACGGCGGGCGGCCCGGAGAUCGCCAAGUCCGUCAUCCUCAUCUUCUUCCCGCUGCCCGCCUGCCUGAACCCGGUGCUGUACGUGUUCUUCAGCCCGGCCUUCAGGGAGGACUGGCUGAGGCUGCGCGGCCGCGGGGGCUCGACCAGGGAGGUCAAAGCCUGCGGCGACCGAGACGACGGCGGCGGCGGCGGCGGCGGAGGAGGCGGAGGAGGAGCGUCGGAGCUCACGGACGGAGUCUCCUCCACGCAGCUGGGCUUCGACUGCGGGAUGUACUCGCAGCUCUGCGGAGACACGAGCGUGUGCGAGCAGUGCGAGGCGGCGCUGCGUGCCAGGACCUGCUCUUCCCCCUCGUCCUCCUCCGUCUGCAGACACUUGGUGAAGUCUCACAGCUGUCCCACCCUCCUGGCGGGAGCCGCCGUGUGCCAGCGCUCUGAAGGCUUCUGGGCGGACAGCUCCACGCCCUCGGCUCAGUCCGAGUACGCCGACGAGGGCGACUCCUUCGUGUCAGACAGCUCGGACCAGGUCCAGGCCUGCGGCAGAGCCUGCUUCUGCCAGAGCAGAGGCCUCCCCCUCGUACACUACUCAUACAACAUACCUCGAGUCAAGGACUGAAGAGUCCCAGCACGUAACUCUCACCGUCAUGUGAAUUUAGAUUUCCACGAGAAUUGACAUGUGCCAACUUACCCUGCGAUUCAGCGAGCACUUAACGUUUGUAAUUAACCGCGUUGGCAGCGAUUGCAAACAAUCAUUUAAAGGGAACUUGGCUUUUUGAACUUACAAAACUAUUUCUGAGUCAAUGAACCGAGCGCGUCAUGUUACAAACUGGUCAACGAUAAAGGAUCUUUAAAGGAAUAACCUCCCGUGCCUGCCUCUAGCUUCCGUUCGGCCGCCACCACGAUGCGAACCUCCACGUACGUGUCAAAGAUACACAUAUAUAUUUUUUUUCCCUGUUUUACCUAUAAGCGUUUUAAUUAUUAAACAUCUUGUCAAUUUUCAGCUUCUCCACAGCAACAGUUGAUUUUAUACUUUGAUUUUUAUUUUUUUUUACAUAAAUGUAGCAAAUGUAUUAAUCAUCCUAGACUUUUUUGUGUGUGUGUGUGUGUGUGUGUGUGUGUGUGUGUGUGUGUGUGUGUGAAUGUGUUUUCCAGGUGGUCAGUUGAGGGGUCAGGUAACAUCAGCGUUAGCGUCAGCCCGAGCUGCUUGGAUCAGAGCGCGUUAGUGAGAAUGAUAAAUGACGGUUUUUUUUAUAAGAAACACACGUUUGCUUUACGUUCAUGAGACAAAGAAUGUGAUAAAAAAGUAGCAGAUAUCACUGUUUUAGCAACAAAAAAAACUUAAAACGCUUGGUUGGUUUUGAAAGAUGUUAUUUAUUGUCGGAGCUGCGCGGAGACGACUUCAGGUGAAUGAACGGUGGCCUCUGAAUGAGAAAUACACAUAGAAUAUAACACAAGCAUUCACCAAAACAGCAGCACCUCUAUUUUUAUAAAUCCUUCAAAUAAAAAAAAUAAAAAAGUUAAAAAAAAAAAAA